GACUGUUCACAUGCUUUGAUGUUGGCGCGAGUGUUAGUUGUCUUGCUUUUAAACCUAUAUUUUUGAGACUUAAUGAAUUAAAAUGACAAAAUCGAGAGGUUGUAGGAUCGAAUUGGGAGAUGUGACGCCCCACAACAUCAAUCAGCUGAAGCGACUAAAUCAGGUGGUGUUCCCGGUCAGCUACAACGACAAGUUCUACAAAGAUGUCCUCGAAGCUGGGGAACUUGCCAAGCUAGCUUACUACAAUGACAUUGUUGUGGGAGCCGUGUGCUGCCGGAUCGACACUUCGGAGAACACGAGGCGUCUUUACAUUAUGACCCUAGGAUGCCUGGCACCUUACAGACGGCUGGGCAUUGGAACGAUUAUGGUUCAACACGUUCUAAACUAUGUCAAGAAAGAUGGAAAUUUCGACAGCAUAUUUUUGCACGUCCAGGUGAACAACGAGAGUGCCAUCGAGUUCUACACCAAGUUUGGCUUCAAGAUUGUGGAGACGAAAGAGCACUACUACAAGAGGAUAGAACCUGCGGACGCGCACGUCCUCCAAAAGACUCUGAGGCCCACCAAGACGUCCCUGCAGAACGGCGUGGCCAGUGACAAGGAGCGGUCCUAGUGAGUGUGCCUGUGCUCGCGCGACAGCCCGGGGGGCGAGACACACACACACACUCGCGCGCAUCUGGCCAUGCCGACCAAGCUGCCCACUCGAGUUUGCCGGGCACAGACGGAAGAGCCCACCACCCCUCUAGCAGCCACGACACUGCCGCGGCACUUUCGGGUUCAGUCCAUUCAUUUUCUUUUUGCCCCCAUGUGUCCCUUUUUUGUUCGCAACAUUCAGUCGAGUUACUGCCGCACCUGUUCUGCCUCGUUUCUUUAGGUCGAGCGCUGAAAAUCCGGAGGGCGGCUGCGUCGCCACUCUUUCCAAUUUUCGGCGCCUUCUUGACGCUUCCGGGAUUUUGUUUUUGCCGAGAACUUUGUUCGGAGAUGCGUUUGGAUUUUUGAAAGAGGUCGGGGAAAGCCCCCUGUCGAAGUACUCGCAUUGUUGACGUUGGAGAACGUGCGAACCAUUUCGUGUGUUGGAGGUGGAUUCUUUCGUUUUGUUUCCUAGAGCUCUGAAGCAAAUUAGAUUUUGAAAGAGUGCGGAAUGCGACACCUGCCUAACUUUUUCCGUUCUUUUACCGAGGUCUUAGUUGUUUGCUGCGGCAGAUGUUCAAACGGCUUUGCAACAAGUAGGAAAUUUUUUAAGGAUAUUGGUUUUUGGGAGAGGAAUGGAAUAUGUAGGUCAGUGUUAUUUUUCGACCUCUGAGAAGUGCAGUUAUUGCUUUCUUUUAUUUGGCUGUGUCUUGGGAUAAACAGGUGCAGUUUUUGGUGCAAAGUUAUCACCUUAUCAAGGUUUACAAAGGUAAACACUAUUGUAAAAGCUUAUCAGUAUGGCCUCACUUGUUUCUUCCUCUUUUUCUUUAUUUUUUUACAAAUAAAAAACAACAAUGUGCAAUUUUUUUUUUUUUUAAUAAUGUGAAAGUAAAGCUGUUGGGGUUAAAUUAGUUUUCCCGGAGCUUGAAAAGAUGCAACGUUGCCGACUGAAAACUGUGUAUUUCAUGCUCGCACUGUCAGCAGCACCUUGUUCUGUCGGCGCAAAUUGAAUUUGUAUCGAUGCAAGGUGGCACGUGAGCUUCAUUCUGUGUUCUUUCUUCCAGUUUUAGCCUUAUUUUUGGCUAAUUGCAACAGCUGAGCCCUGUGUGUGUGUGUGGCAGCCUUGCCCUCAAGACUGUGUUUUCUACCCAAAGCAGCAGCAGUGGCUGCUGGAGACAAUGUGACCGCCAGGCACCCGUUGCCUGGUCCCUGUGGCUUGACCUUUGGCUGGUGACCCACCAUACGCCAUUGCAGCCUGUGUGAAUAAAUGUGGCCUAGGAAUUUUUAGGUGCA
Molecule: messenger RNA, 1920 nt
Organism: Ixodes scapularis (black-legged tick)
Lineage: Eukaryota; Metazoa; Arthropoda; Arachnida; Ixodida; Ixodidae
Gene: san
Product: probable N-acetyltransferase san
Exons: 5
Coding region: 83-610 (175 amino acids)
Biological process (GO): mitotic sister chromatid cohesion
Cellular component (GO): NatA complex
Molecular function (GO): acyltransferase activity, transferring groups other than amino-acyl groups
Source: RefSeq, a predicted model, not a curated record